AAUGCACAGGCCUAUAAGAUAAGUAUAGUAGUGACUAAAAUUGUGAAUUUGUGUGGUUAUUAUGUAUUGUAAUGUAUUCUCAUUUAUAAGUAUCUUAUAAGAUUAGGUGUUCAAUUCUUUUGAACUACUGUCACUGUUAGAGAAUCAUAUGAUAUCUGAUCAUGAAGAUGGGAUCAAUCUUAGUAGUACUGGUACUUGUUAAUGCAGUUCUAUAUGGGCUUCAAGCUGUGGCAAAUCCACCUGAUUUGAUCAAGAUUCAGAGUGCUGUUGCAAAAGGAGCAGUGUGUUUGGAUGGGAGUCCACCUGCCUACCAGCUUGAUCGGGGGAAGGACGAAGGAGUUAACAAGUGGCUGUUACACUUGCAGGGAGGAUACUGGUGCACUACAGUUGAAGAAUGCAGCAUGAGAAUGAAUGACAGCAGCGGUCUUGGUUCAUCUAAUAAAAUGACGAGUCUUUAUUUUACUGGAAUCUUAAGUGAUAACAAGGAGCUAAAUCCAAACUUCUACAAUUGGAAUAGGGUCUAUGUAAGAUACUGUGAUGGUUCCUGCUUCACCGGUGACAAACAAGAAUCUUUGGUUGAUGGACCAUACUACAGAGGUGGUAGAAUAUUCUACGCUAUCAUGGAUGAGCUGUUAAAACUUGGAAUGGAAAAUGCUAGCAAUGUAUUUCUUACGGGCAAUUCUGCAGGAGGAUUGGCAGCAACUUAUCAUUGCGAUACGUUCAAAAAUAUACUGCCUCUUUCUACUGAAGUUAAAUGCCUAGCUGAUGCUUCCUUUUUCAUUCAUCUAAAUAAUCCUUCUGGCUUCGUAAACCUUCAUGGAUCAGUUACAUAUCUGCCAUUAUCAUGCACAUCAAUGAUGGAUGCUGCCUCGUGCCUCUACCCCCGGAAUGUUGUUCCAGAUAUCCAGACUCCUAUGUUUCUCUUGAAUUCGGCAUAUGAUACUUUUCAAGUUGCAUCAGCAAUCCGGUUGCCAGAAAAUUCAGAUCGUUCUUGCUUGUAUAAUCUAACAGGCUGCCCUACCGCUGUACUGGAUGCCUGGAUAAAUUUUAGGACGAAGUUUUUGCAAGAAGUGACUGACUUGGGUAAUCUUUCCACGAGAGGCUUGUUCAUCAACGCGUGCCAUACUCAUUCCCAGUCUGAGUUUCAAAGUAAAUGGCUGGGGGAUCCCGAUUCUAUGCUUGAUAACAUGACAAUUUCAGAAGCUGUGGGAGAAUGGUAUAAUGACAAUAAGCUAAUCCAACUGAUUGACAGAGAACACAUCUAUCCCAGACAAUGCGUUGUCGAUGCUUCUGAGCCAUAUGCUUGCAACAACUAUACAAUUGGUGCAUCUUAUCUCUGUGACGUAAACCAAAACAAAUCAAACAUACCCAGUGUAUCUCACUCGUAUGACAGAGUGGAGCGUAAGAUGUAUUAUACUUGAACUAAAAAUAUAUAUUGAUAAUAUAUAUACUUUGUGCACUCUGUAUAAAUAUUUCAACCAUUUGGGGAA
Molecule: messenger RNA, 1490 nt
Organism: Daucus carota subsp. sativus
Lineage: Eukaryota; Viridiplantae; Streptophyta; Magnoliopsida; Apiales; Apiaceae
Product: pectin acetylesterase 8-like
Exons: 12
Coding region: 162-1421 (419 amino acids)
Biological process (GO): cell wall organization
Cellular component (GO): plant-type cell wall
Molecular function (GO): pectin acetylesterase activity
Source: RefSeq, a predicted model, not a curated record